Molecule: messenger RNA, 825 nt
Organism: Entrophospora candida
Lineage: Eukaryota; Fungi; Glomeromycota; Glomeromycetes; Entrophosporales; Entrophosporaceae
Source: the annotation of a GenBank genome assembly
AUGAAGGAACGUCUAUUUUUUUUUGUGAUGUGGACCGAUGAUCAACUGUGCUUACUAAUUGAUGAAAGAAAAAAUCGAAAUGAGGAUUAUUAUAAUAUUCCCGGUAGUAGCAGGGUAGACUUUUGGAAUAGUAUUGCAAUUACAAUCAACCGACGAUUUGGGACCACCUAUACAGGACAACAAUGUAAUAAUAGAUUUCAGAAUCUUGUUAGAGAUUACAACUCGUUGUGCCAAUACAUAGCUGGGAGUCAAACUGGGAAGAGGAGCAGAGCAGGUGAACGAUUUUUUGAAGAUUUUAAUUCUCAUUUUUGGGAGAGACCUGAAACCCCAUUCGACGUAUUGCAUAAUACAAAUACAUCCACCAGAAGACGUCGCCAUAACCGUACCCCACCACCAUCUUACAAAGUGUCAACAAUUCUAACGACUAGUGAAAGGAAUGAGAAUAACAGCAAAACAGCCACCACCAAUAAUAACCAGGAUAAUAGAAGGAAUGAGAAUACCACUGAAACGGCCACCACCAAUAAUAAUCAAGAUAAUAGAAGGAAUGAGAAUACCAGUGAAACAGUCACCACUGGUAAUAAUCAAGAUAAUGGAAACAAUGUAAAUAAUGUUAAUGAUGUGAGUGAGAAUUCAGGUCAUAACGCGAAUGAUGUAGAUGAAAAUUUAGAUAAUGUUAGAUACUUAUCUUCAUCUGAGUUGGCAAAUAUUACCUCAUCCAUUAAUAUAUCUGCAUCACAAAAUGACAGUGAUGUUAGUAUGUUCGAUGUUGAAGACAGUCAGCCACCUUCUUAUAUGGAAUCUAUAAAUGAAGAGAGGAAUCCGUGA